Messenger RNA from Bacidia gigantensis, 1734 nucleotides. RefSeq lists its product as uncharacterized. Lineage: Eukaryota; Fungi; Ascomycota; Lecanoromycetes; Lecanorales; Ramalinaceae. The record is from RefSeq and is a predicted model, not a curated record. Bases 1 to 1734 code for a protein of 577 amino acids. The transcript is spliced from 5 exons.
AUGUUCCUUCUAUGCCUGAUAACCGUGGCGACUGCUGCUGCUACGGUCUCAGCUUCGUAUGCUGGUAAUCUCAAUUACCGGAGCCCUUCCCAUAAUCAUCCUGGCCUAGGAAUAUCCAUUCACAAAGUCAACAAACGUAACGCGGGCUCCCCUCCUGUUGAUCCGAACAAUCUGAACUUUACACACGGCGUUGCCUCUGGGGAUCCUUAUCCAACUUCGGUAAUCUUGUGGACACGCUGUGCUCCCGUUAAGGAUAAUGUAGACAACAACAGUACAGUCUCGGGUUAUGUCCCGUUGUUCAACCCAGUGCCUAUCUACGGCAAUAGCUCGGCCCCCCUUCCAAAGAUUGUGACGUCUGGGGAAGCAUUUACGAGCUCAGAUGUAGACUACACCUUGAAGGUGGAAGCGACGGGUCUCACCCCUUUCACACGAUAUUACUACCAAUUCAACGUCUGCAAUUCCAAUGUGAUUAGCCCCUUAGGCCGUACUAAAACCACACCUUCAAGCACAGACCAGAAGGCCCAGAUAAAACUGGCAGUAUAUUCUUGCAGCAACUUCCCGUUUGGCUUUUUCAAUGCCUAUGGCAACCCAGUCCGCAAAGAUUCCGUAGACUAUGUGAUACAUCUCGGAGAUUACAUUUAUGAGUACAAAAACGGAGAUUACGGCCAUGGCGACAGUAUCGGACGGAUUCCCUUGCCAGACAAGACUAUAUUCACACUCUACGAUUAUCGUAAACGUCUCGCCACUUACCGAACGGAUUUUGACCUGCUGUCAAGCCACCAGGCAUAUCCGUGGAUUUCCGUUUGGGAUGAUCACGAGGUGGCGGACAAUACCUACAGGGAUGGAUCGUCGGAGCUAAACAACACAGAAGCCUCUUUCGUAGAAGAUGGUGGGGUCAGUGUGGAUCAGAGGAAACAGAAUGCGGUACGCGCAUACUGGGAAUGGAUGCCACUAAGGCAGGUGGCAAUGGAUGAUAAUCUUCGGAUCUGGAGAAGUUUCUCUUUCGGCUCACUUUUCGACUUGAUCAUGCUAGAUACUCGACAGUAUGACCGAUCUAUCACGGAUCUGUACUGGAAUACCCAUUAUGUCCACGACAUCUCAAACGAUGCUGGACGUUCGAUGAUGGGUAGUCGUCAGGAGAAUUGGUUCUAUACCAAUCUGAUAAACUCAAAGGCAACGUGGCGGGUAAUUGGCAGCCAGACUGUCUUUUCCCGACUUAACGAGUCAAUAAGCUACGGUAACGAGGAUCCGCUGGACUAUGAUGCGUGGGACGGGUAUCAGGCAAAUCGAAACCGUACGUACCAGACGCUGUACGAGCACAAUAUCGGCAACAACAUUGUCAUUGCUGGAGACUCGCACGCAAAUUGGGUGAGCGAUCUGAUCUGGUUGGAUGAGCAUCCUUAUGACCCUGCCACUGGGAGCGGUAGUAUAGGAGUAGAAUUUGCUGGGACAGCGGUGUCGAGCCCAAGCCCAGCAGGCCAAAACAUCUCUAUCGCUAGAGCCAACAACGCCAGCAAUUACUUAGUCAAAGAGAAUCGCGAGUUGCAAUGGUCAGAGCUUUACUACCGGGGCUAUUUCGAGUUACGGAUCAGCCACCAAGCGGUUAACGCCAAAUACUUCGGAUUGCCAACGAUUGUCAAUCGUAAUCCGAACGAGAUAAGUCUGGCGAAUUUCACCGUGCUUAGUGGUGCCAAUGCACUGCAGCGAGAUUCCUCACCGGGGGUGGUGUGGUAG